GGUUAUUGGAAGUGCCAAAAUUGCACAGAAAAUAUAAAGCAGAAGCUGAGAAAUCUGCAAAACUACUUAAGGUUUUUAAUCAAUAUGGACGGUUCGGAUUGGGACGGGUCAUACAUCACAAACACAUCAACCUUAUUAUGGAACAACCAUCAAGUACAUGAUCUUGAAGAAAGGUUGUUGGUGUCGAGGUCAGGUCCCAGUGCUUUCAUUCCAAUCCGAGAGUUCCAAAAGGUCCAAACAUCGCAUGCGAUCAUGAACUCAACUACCGAAAGAGCGAGCAAUAGUGCUCAAAUUGUUCAUCAGCAAAAUCCCUAUUUGCUGGACUCAGUGCAUGCUAUGCCAACUUUGAGAGCUGAUCAAUUUUGUCAAGCCCCUUUGAUGAUCAACAAGCCUAAUUAUAAUUUGAUGGGUUCACCGAGCACUACUGGUAUUUUCAUGGCUGCUGAUCAUUAUGGAGAUACUGGGAAACAUGUACAAACACAAGUCAUUCAUGGCUUACAAGAUCAUGGCAGGGCUAAGCCAGCAACGACACGCUCCGUUGAGUCCUUGGAUUGCUUGCUCUCAGGUACUAAUAGCAACACUGACACAUCUGUGGAAGAUGAUGAUGGAAUUUCUAUGCUUUUCUCGGAUUGCAGAAGAAACUUAUGGAACUUUGGAGCAGGCAAUAAUAGUGCAAUCUCAUCCGGAGAGUCUGAGAACAACGAAACAGUAGUCUCUCAAAGUUCAUCAGAUUUAUAUGUCCAAAGUCAGGGUAAAAAACAUUCCACAAAGAGAAGCCAUGAUCAAAGUGAGCUACAUGGAGCCAAUCAUAGUCACUUCGGUCUUCUUCAAACAGAUUCUUCUACUACGGAAGGUGGUUUUCGUCUCAUCUCCGAAAACCCACCAAACCCGAAGAAGCCCAGAUCAGAUAAGCGUCCAAGCUCAUCCAACAUCAACUUUCAACAGCCAAGUUCAUCUGUAUCAGCUUCCUCUAUUGAAGAGCCUGAUCCAGAGGUCAUUGCACAAAUGAAAGAGAUGAUUUAUCGUGCUGCGGCUUUUAGGCCUGUGAACUUGGGGAUGGACAUGGUUGAAAGGCCAAAGAGGAAGAAUGUUAAGAUCUCAUCUGACCCACAGACCGUGGCUGCAAGGCAAAGGAGAGAGAGGAUCAGUGAGAGAAUUAGGGUUUUGCAGAGGCUGGUUCCUGGUGGAAGCAAGAUGGACACUGCAUCUAUGCUUGAUGAGGCUGCCAAUUAUCUCAAGUUCUUGAGGUCACAGGUGAAGGCACUUGAAAAUUUAGGCCAAAAAAUUGAGUCCAUGAGUAAUUCCAAUAUUCCUCCUACAAGCUUUGCUUUCUCUUUCAACCCCUCUUUUCCCAUGCAAACCCAUCAUCAUGUCCCACUCCACAACUCUAAUCAUAUCCACCAACCCCACAGUUGAAAAACUAAACCAAGACCAUAAAAGAAGCCCUAACCCAAGGUGCUUUGUCCUUUAAUCAUUCUCAUCAUCAUCAUCAUUUCAUCCCCAAUGAUUAACUUCGAAAAAAAAAAAAUUUAAAGUAGCAAAUUUUAUAUCCAAGAUCCAAAUCAUUCUCUUCAUCAUUACAUGUAAUCCUGAGUUAUUAAGGCUCAUUCCAUGCCAUCAUAACACC
Messenger RNA from Prunus mume (Japanese apricot), 1627 nucleotides. Lineage: Eukaryota; Viridiplantae; Streptophyta; Magnoliopsida; Rosales; Rosaceae. The record is from RefSeq and is a predicted model, not a curated record.